Messenger RNA from Wallemia mellicola CBS 633.66, 750 nucleotides. Its product is annotated as phosphoglycerate mutase-like protein. The transcript has 7 exons. Bases 1 to 750 code for a protein of 249 amino acids. Lineage: Eukaryota; Fungi; Basidiomycota; Wallemiomycetes; Wallemiales; Wallemiaceae. The record is from RefSeq and is a predicted model, not a curated record.
AUGAUUGAUAAGAUAUUAAUAUGUCGACACGGAUUUAGAGCGAACUGGGUAGCUGGUAGCAGUUGGCCUACUGAAGACAGGGAUGUACCUUUAGCUGCUCAUGGAGUGGACCAAUCGCGUCAUCUUGCUGAGCAUUUGAAGAAGGAAUUCGUACCAUCGUCAAUCUAUAGUUCACCUUUUAAGAGAUGCCUUCAAACCGCUCAACCAACAGCUCAGGCGUUUAAACUACCUAUAAAAGUUGAGCCUGGUGAAUGGUUUCAUGAAAAUCCACCUAACAAAGCACCAACAUUACACCCCCAACCGUAUGAAUCUGAUCUUAAAGGAGCCUUCGUUGAAGUAGACGCUCGAUAUCAACCGACUUACUUCCCUAAUAGACAUGGUGAAUCUUUAGAGCAAUUACAUGAACGCUGUAAGAUCGCUAUUGACAAUCUUAUCCUUAGAGAGGAGAAAAAGGGUGUUAGUGGAACAAUUAUAAUAUUUACUCAUGCUGCAUCCGCAAUUGCAUUAGGUAGAGCCCUAAUAAAAGACAGCACGAGAGGUAUACGCACCGGAUGCACUUCAUAUUCCGAGUAUUCGCGACUAGGAAAUGUAUGGGAGCUAAAGAACAACGGUUACAGUCAACACCUUCCUCAAGGUGAGGAGAGACAUUGGGAUUUCUCGUUGUCAACCCGUGAAUACGAAGAUGGAAUGGAAGGAACAGAGAACAUAGGGCAAGGAUUUUGGGGAUUAGUACCAGAAGCGCGCUUGUAA